ACUUGAGAUGGACGGCUGGACCUGCUCCACCGACCGGCCCCCUUAAGAGCCACCCCGCCGCACCGCACACGCACGUUCGAGCUACGCAAACCAAACGCCUCGUCCGUCCGUUCCUUUCCCUCCCUCCACCGCCGAUCGAUCAGGGCCAGCUCGCUCUCUCGUUGGUUGGUGGCAUGCAGGAGCCCGGGCGGCGGCCGUUCGCCGGCGCCGUCGACCUGCGCCGGCCCAAGGGCUACCCGGCGCCGUCGGCGACCCCGCAGCCGCAGGCGGAGGCGGGGGCGGGGGAUGCGCACGGUGACCCCUGCCCGCGGUGCGAGUCGCGGGACACCAAGUUCUGCUACUACAACAACUACAACACCUCCCAGCCGCGCCACUACUGCAAGUCCUGCCGCCGCUACUGGACCAAGGGCGGCACCCUCCGCAACGUCCCCGUCGGCGGCGGCUCGCGCAAGAGCUCCUCCUCGUCGUCGUCGUCUUCGUCCAGCCCCAAGCGCGCCAAGAACUCCAAGCGCCGCCGCGUCGCGCCGGCCGCGCCCCCGGAGCCCGAGGCCGAGCACGACGCCGACGCCUCAGCCGCAGCCGCCGUCGCCGCGAGGACGAAGGAGGCCGCGGCCACCACCGAGGACGUGACAACAGCUGACGAUCCCGCCGCAGCCCCUGCGGCCGACGGGUGUUUCGCUUUCACGGCCGGCGAGCCCGACGCGCCACCUGCGGCGGAAGGGUGUUUCACUUUCUUGGCCAGCGAGCUCGACGCGCCACCCGCGGCGGAGGGAGACAGGGGUUUGGCUUUCACGGCCGCCGAGCCGGACGCGCCACCCGCGGCGGACGGAGACGGGGGCCUCGCUUUCACCGAUCACCCGUCGGUGGCGCUCGGGCUCGGCGUGGCGGACGACGCCGGCGGGAAGGAGCUGGCGGACCCGAGCCCGUUCGAGUGGCCGUCGGGCUGCGACCUGGGGUCCUACUGGGUGGCCGGCGUGUUCGCCGACACCGAUCCGGCGCUGUUCCUCAGCCCGCCGUGAACCGUGGUCGUCUCGCAGAGCUCCACCGGUGAGCUGAGCACGGCACGGUCAGAGCACAGCUCGAGCUCCCCAACCUUCUUACUAUCAUCAUCGUCUGGCUGGAUUCCGGCCAGUAGUAUUUGGAUGGAAUUUUCAUUUCACUACUCACCAGAGGGGUCGAUCUAAGAAGCCGUUUGUUUUAGUGCCUGAUCGGAAGGCUAACCUAGAAGGUGAGGUGCCUGUAUAAAUCAGUACCAGGUCUGAUCACGGCGUGUUUCAAGCCCUGAAAAGAUUUCCCUUUCGCGAUUAGCGAACUACCACUACCACUCAUUUAUACUACUACUUGUUUGACUCC
This is a messenger RNA of Aegilops tauschii subsp. strangulata, 1353 nucleotides long. RefSeq lists its product as uncharacterized. Gene Ontology annotation, molecular function: DNA binding; DNA-binding transcription factor activity. NCBI's taxonomy places the organism in Eukaryota, Viridiplantae, Streptophyta, Magnoliopsida, Poales, Poaceae. Gene Ontology annotation, biological process: regulation of DNA-templated transcription. The record is from RefSeq and is a predicted model, not a curated record.